UCUUUUUGUUGGUUAGUUUCCAUGACAGUUAUUGUCUGUGUGUGUGAACAUGUCCACCCCCUCACCCUUUCUCCCUACAGAGCAGGCCCUCACAGCUGAGGCUCGGUAGAGAGAGAGGCAGGCAAAGCCGCCAGGGCUCUGCAAGCAGGCUGAGCUCCUCUUGGUGGGGGAAUCACGCCUCCUGAGCUCAGAGACCCCCAAGCUUCUGUGCAUUCAGGAUGGGGCCCCCUGCGUAGGGCCUGGCUGCAUCCCAGUUCAUCAGCCAGAGGCAGCAGCAGGGAACUCGUAAUCCUGGAGAAAGCCCUUGGGAUCCUGGGGACACUGUAGUCCCUGCCCCCAGCCUGCUCCUAGGAGGAACCUCGAGCCGACCCCUACCGGGUCCUCUCCAGCCCCCUCUCCUCCUUUGUCUUUGGCAGAUGAUCACUUGAUGUCCUUUUCCCCUGGUCAGGGCCGGGCUCGGACGCCUCCGGACAGCUGAGUCUCGAGGGACGGUGAAGCGCUGGCCGGCGUCGGGGCCCUUGCUGGGGGUCGGGCGGGAGCAGGCGAACCGGAGCGAGAUGGAGGCGGCGAGAGGGGGCGCGGAGUAGCCGGCGGACCCCCGGGCUCGCACCUCCCACGGCGCUCCGCGGGGGCGCGGCGGGCGGGGUCCCCGGGGCUGCCAUGGAGGUGCCCAACGUCAAGGACUUCCAGUGGAAGCGCCUGGCGCCACUGCCCAGCCGCCGGGUCUACUGCUCCCUGCUGGAAACCGGGGGGCAGGUCUAUGCCAUCGGGGGAUGUGACGACAACGGCGUCCCCGUGGACUGCUUUGAGGUCUACUCCCCCGAGGCCGACCAGUGGACCGACCUGCGCCCCCUGCCCACAGCCCGGGCCGGGGUGGCUGUCACCGCCCUGGGGAAGCGGAUCAUGGUGAUCGGGGGUGUGGGCACCAGUCAGCUGCCUCUGAAGGUCGUGGAGAUGUACAACAUCGAUGAAGGCAAAUGGAAGAAGAGGAGCAUGCUGCGCGAGGCCGCCAUGGGCAUUUCUGUCACGGCCAAAGAUUACCGAGUGUAUGCGGCAGGCGGGAUGGGCCUGGACCUCCGUCCACACAACCACCUCCAACACUAUGACAUGCUCAAGGACGUGUGGGUGUCUCUAGCACCCAUGCCCACCCCGAGAUAUGCUGCCACCUCAUUCUUCCGAGGUUCCAAGAUCUAUGUGCUGGGGGGACGACAGUCCAAGUACGCGGUCAACGCCUUCGAGGUCUUUGACAUCGAGACUCGCUCCUGGACCAAGUUCCCCAACAUUCCCUGCAAGCGGGCCUUCUCCAGCUUUGUGACCCUAGACGACCGCUUAUACAGCCUGGGUGGCCUGCGGCAGGGUCGGCUCUACCAGCAGCCCAAGUUCCUCCGGACGAUGGACGUGUUCGACAUGGAACAGGGGGGAUGGCUGAAGAUGGAGCGCUCAUUCUUCCUUAAGAAGCGGCGGGCAGACUUUGUGGCCGGCUCUCUGAGUGGACGGGUCAUAGUGGCUGGAGGACUUGGGAACCAACCCACUGUCCUGGAGACGGCAGAGGCGUUCCACCCGGGGAAGAACAAGUGGGAGGUCCUCCCCGCCAUGCCCACACCCCGCUGUGCCUGCUCCAGCAUCGUUGUCAAGAACUGCCUCCUGGCCGUGGGGGGCGUCAACCAGGGUCUGAGCGAUGCGGUGGAAGCCCUGUGUGUCUCUGACUCCUAGCUGGCUCUGGGCCCAGCCACCGUGUCCUGGACC
Aethalodelphis obliquidens (Pacific white-sided dolphin) is the source of this 1746-nucleotide messenger RNA. It is a transcript of the gene KLHDC8A, whose product is annotated as kelch domain containing 8A. Gene Ontology annotation, molecular function: protein binding. The record is from RefSeq and is a predicted model, not a curated record. Bases 661 to 1713 code for a protein of 350 amino acids. The transcript has 6 exons. NCBI's taxonomy places the organism in Eukaryota, Metazoa, Chordata, Mammalia, Artiodactyla, Delphinidae.